This is a messenger RNA of Camelus dromedarius (Arabian camel), 5566 nucleotides long. RefSeq names its product F-box only protein 39-like. The transcript is spliced from 3 exons. The coding region runs from base 3083 to 4414 and encodes 443 amino acids. Lineage: Eukaryota; Metazoa; Chordata; Mammalia; Artiodactyla; Camelidae. The record is from RefSeq and is a predicted model, not a curated record. Gene Ontology annotation, molecular function: protein binding.
UGCGGGCUGGGGGUGGGUGGUCUGGACGCCCCGAGAACCCCGCGGGGAGGGGUGGGCUGCCCUCCUCCCCCGCCUCCCCCGGGAGGCUUCCGGGCCACCUCUCCUGUCCCAGCGAUCGAUCGGACACCCAGGUUUCCUUCCAGGAUUGACAGCUGUGUGACGUAAUGAACCAAGCCUGGGUUGGAGCGUUCUCAGGCUGGGUUCGAAUCCCAUCUCCCCACUUACCACGCCAUCUCACAGGGACACUUCCCUACCCUUCUAACACCUCUGUUUCCCCACUUGUGAAAUGAGUGUGUUCAGACCUUCAUACAGGGGUGUUGCAGAAGCACCUUGGCACUAACUCUCUGAUGGCAGCAAACAUUUGUAUAACAUUUACUAUGUGCCAGGCACUGUUCUGGUGCUUUCCAUAUAUCAGCCCAUUUAACUCCCCCAGUACAAGGAGGAAGGUACUAUUAUUACCCCUAUUUACAGAUGUGGAGACUAAGACACAAAGAAAUUGACUAAUUUGCCUUAAGGUCACAUACAGCAGUUGACAGAACCAGGAUCUAACCUACUACACUCACUGCCUCUGGCACAGGGGAGAGGGGUGUGGGGGGAGGGGGGUCCAGGUAAUGGCAUAUGACUUUUGGACCACUUGCGACACCUUUCCCAGCCCACCAAAGAUAUUCUCCCAACCCUACCCUAUGACUUAAAGUGUCUGAUAAUUCUGACCCAUGACCUUGCUGGGGCAAAGGGCUUCGUUUGAUCAGCUUUCAGACUGCUUUAGUUUUUCUUAGGUACCUUGCUCCUUGCUAAGUGCUGUGGAGUCCCCUAGCCUCGGGUAGUUUGUAUGUGAUUGAAGACACAACCUUAUUUCCUCAUCAGUUAAAUGUUUAAGUACCUCCUCAAAAGAAAAAUGAGGCUGCCCCUAGUCUCAAGGAGUGUGUGGGUUUUGUGAGAGAGACAGGCUUAGACACAGACUAUACUAAGGGGUGGACACUGAGAAAGGGGAAAGAGAAGGGGGCAGGCUGAGCCCACUGGAGCCCUGUGUCCUGGGUGGGGACAGGCAGGCUGCUGCCAAUUCCCAUGUGGAAGUCUGUCUGGAUGGGAGAUGGGAGGGCCAGCUGGAGGCACGAGCCAAACUGUUCAGUAGAUGAUGACAGGGUAGUGAGGACAAAGGCAUGGGAGAAGACCCCAAAAGUAAGUCCCCUACAGGAGCUUGCCUGCAGGAGCUCCCUUGAGGAUGCUCACUGCCACUGUGGUGCUGGGGGUGAGCUGGAAGAGGCCUGGGGGUCCAUCAUGGGGGAAGUGGAUAGGAGAAGGGCGGGGAUCCCUACAAAGGGGCUUACUCAGAUGACAGAUCCAGUGGGUGAGACGUACACAGGGCAACAUGAAUGACGUUUACAAAUACUGAAUGCACGUUUGGCAAGCCACACACAAAAAGAAGCACAUCAAACACAUGGAAUAGUUGACUAUGGUGUGGAACAAUGGAGUGGGACAGAGUUAAAAGGAAAUAAAUAACUAGAAUCAAAGAGAGGUCUUAUCCAGACAAGUGUCUUUCCUGAACUGGAAAAAAAAAAGAAAAAAGAAAGAUUAAUUUGUCCCCAUGCACCCAAGGCCUGAAAAGUGGAGGUAGGGAAAAAAUACAAGAGAAACAAGAGAAAGCUCAGGUCUAACCUGGGCCCUGUUACUAAUUUGCUGUGUGAACAUAGGCAAGCCCCGUCACUUCUCUGGGCCCAGUUUCCACCUGUUUAAAAAAAAAAUCAAUUCUCAGAUCUCUUCCAGCUCUAAGUUUUUAUGAGCCAUGGUAAAUAAUCUUGGGCCACUUGGUAGAGAAACCAAUACAAGCUUUAUGGAGUGCUAGGGCUUGAACCUUAGAGAAUGGGGCUUGGGGAGAGGUAAAGAAAGGGAGGAGAGCUCUCAGACAGGGGAAACAUUGAAAGCAAAGCCAUGAAGAUUACAGUGGAUGGUUGUGAAAAGUCUGACCCAGGGCUCAAUGUGUCAGGUGGGGCCUGAGCCCAGCUCUCCCCUGGGACUUCCUACCCUGGCUGGCGUACCACCUACAAUCCAACUGCCAAGUCAGAGACCUUCCAGUCCUCCUAGUUCUAUAUUCACCAGUUACCAAAGAACUCGCAAGCCCACCCCCACUCCCACUAUAAUGCUGCUUUAGUCCAAGGCUUUGAGCCUGGACUCUGCUCUGAAACAUCCUUCCUCCACUCCCCCUGAGUAUCCUUUCUACACCUCAAGACUGACCACAUCACUUCUGGAUGAGUGAUCCUUCCAUCUUCCCUGGCCUCAGCUGAGGUUCUCCAUCCUUCUUCUGCUGCUAUACCUUUCCAAUAUAAACACAGCCAACAGCAAUGGCGCCCAACACAAUGAUUCUCAUCCAGAGACGAUGUCAGAUUCUAAAGUCUUGAGAAGAGGAGACAGUGGGUAUCCAUCAAGGACACAGCCUUUAUCGUAUCAUUCAGGGCAUUUAGAAUGAUGCCCUUGAACCAGUACCUCCCACUGUUUCAGCUCCAAUUCCAUCACUCCCUGCCCGUCACAAGUUAAGUUGCAAACAGUGUGAACACAUCAGAUACGCUCACAGUUCUGUGGCUUUGCACGUCUUAGUCCCUCUGCCUGGAGUAUACCAGUUCCUCCACCACCAACCUGGUCUGCCUUGCAAAUCCUACUCACCCUACCAAACCCAGCUCAGAUGCCACCUCCUCUGAGCAGCCUUCUUUACUUCCUCCUUACCUAGACAAAACUAAUCACCCCUUGUUUUCGCUACCCUGCGCCAUGAAUAUGCCUGAAGCUUUUCACUUCUCCCACAGGGUUGUAAUUGAGUCCUGGUCUGUGUACCUGAUGGACCCCCAAUAGGCUGUGAAUUCUUGCAGGUGUUCACUGCUUGGUGGAUUAAUUAUUGCACCCCCUGCACCAGCACAGUACCUACACAUGGCGCCAAUGGUGCAAGUUUGUUCCAUUGGGUUUAUUUAAUAGGUGUUUGGCAGGUAAUGGCUCUUCCUUUUCACUCUCCGCAGAAAACAAGUGAUUGCUUUUCUCUCCUCAUUUUUGGAAGCCCUGCCUACCACUCAGCUGUAGUGGACAUCCUGGUUCCUUGAUGGACGAAGAAAGCCAACUGAUCCAGCCUCAAGACCAGAGCUGCUGGGCCGCUCUGCCCGAUGUGUGCCUGCGUCGUGUUUUCUGGUGGCUGGGAGACAGGGACAGGUCCAGAGCAGCCCUUGUCUGCAGAAAGUGGAACCAGAUGAUGUAUUCAGCUGAUCUCUGGCGAUACAGAACCAUCACGUUCAGUGGGAGACCUUCCAGGGUACACGCGUCUGAAUUCGAGUCGGCUCUUUGGUAUGUGAAGAAAUUUGGUCAUUAUCUGGAGCACCUGGAGAUCAAAUUCCUGAAUCCUUACAACGCUGUCCUAACCAAGAAGUUCCAGGUCACCAUGCGAGGGCUUCUCUCAUAUCUGGGCAAGAGUAACAACCGCCUGAAGUCUCUCUCCAUCCAGCACCUGGAACUGGACCGCCUGGUCUGGAGGAACAGCAUCAGGAGCUCGUUCAUCAAAAGCCUGAGCUUCUUCUUGAAGAAGAUGGGCAAACACCUGGAUUAUCUCAACCUGAAGGGGGCCAGGCUCACCGUGGAGCAAGGCUGCCACGUGCUCAACUCCCUGAGCUACUUAAGGAGCAAGAGCAUGGUGUCGGAGCUCAACAUCGAGGACUACUUCAGUCACCACCUCGCCGUCUACAGCAGCCUCCAGUUCCACAAGACCAUGGCCACGUUCCGCAGCCUCGUGUCCCUGACCCUCAACUACAACUGCAUCUCCGAUGAGCUGCUGGAGAACUUGUGUGAGAACAAUGCCGGUACCCUCUGGACCAUGAACGUGAAGUGCCACGUCCAUGACCCCCACAGCCAGGUCAUCUGGGGCAUGUCCUGGGCCAAGCUGGCCAGGCACGCCACCAGCCUCAAGGUGAACUUCUUCUUUGAGCGAGUCAUGAAGCACGAGCGCUUGGCCCGGAUCCUCCUGCAGGAGAUCCCGGUCAGGAGCAUCAGCCUGAGGAGCUGCUACUUCAGCGACCCGGACUGGUCCAUGAGGCCCACUCUGACGGACCUCCUGCCCACCUUCCGGCACACCCUGCAGAAGCUAACUUUUGAGUUCAACAACAACCAUGAGUCUCUGGACGAGGAGCUGCACCUCCUCAUCUUAUCCUGCAGGAAGUUGUUUUAUUUCAAAAUCUGGGCUUUCCUCGAUGUUAAGUUUGUGGAACGGAUCCUGAAGAGUCAGGAAGAAGGGCAGUGUGCUCUGCGCACACUCAAGGUGAGAAUUUACACAAACAGAUGUGAGACGAAUGAAGAGGACAGGACACUGCGGGAAAUUUACAGGAAGUACAGAAAGCUGAUCGAUUCAGAGCUUAACUAUUUUGUCAUCGCCUACCCCAUGAUGUAAGGAGCGCUCUCCACAGGAAGAAAGCUAGGAGCACUUUGAACUUGACAAUCUGGUCCACGUAGAACGACACUUGGGGCAUCCCCUAGCCCCACCCCCUUUUCUCGUCUCUCUCCUUGUUGCCAGUUUCACACCACCAUGACACCCCAGCAACGUCUGGGACUGCUGGUCACGUGAAGACCCCAGGUGACUUUAAAGUGCUACCUUUACCAACCAUCCGUGGUGAUUUCUCUUUUUCUCAUUUGCUCUUGCUUUUUGACCCUCGCUCAGCCACGGAGCUGAAAGCCCAAAGCUGCUCGGAGCAGGGUCUUUCUAGAGGACCCUGACUCCUGCUAACCUCGCUCCUGAAAAGGAGUUAACUAACUAGCCGGGGAGCAAGCAGAGCCGCGUUUUCCACUGACUGACACUGUCAGUUCAGAAAUGCUCCCUAUCCUGGCUGACCUUUGUGUCAGAGCCUCGUGACACAGACCUUGGCCAGGCCUGACCUCAGAUGAAUGAACCUGCCAGCAAGCCCUCAUGUGAAGCAGGGAAAUCCUGCUCGGAGCCGGACUCCCUCCCAGGGAAGGAGAUCAGCCCCGAAUUCAUCUGUGCUGUGGACUCAGCAAUCCCACACCUGCUUUUCAGGCGUCUCUUCUAUUUAUUCCCCAUACAGGCAGCAUGGUGCCCAGCCCGGGGUGAACGCCCAGUCCUCACGUGGGGCUGAACAAAUGGCCGGUGCAUUCAUAUUCACCAAGAAUUUGUAACGUCAUGGGGAGAUGUUCCUAAUGCCAUGCGAAGUGAAAAAAGCAGGACACAAAACUGUAUUUAGUGUGACGUCAAUCGUGUAAAACACAUAUAAAGUGUUUUUUUUUUUAAGCAUAGAAGAGAUACACCAAAAAUGUUAAGUUAUCUCUGAGUGGUGGGAUUAUGGGUGAUUUUUAUUUUCCUUCUUAUGCUUUCUCCUAUUUUUCAAAUUUUCUACAAUGACCAUGUCAUUUUUAUAGUCAUGGGGAAAUCUAGUGUGUUUUAAAUAAGGAGUAAUGGUAAGGCCCACGCCAGAGAGAUGUAUUGCUUCUGGUCUUUCGAGUUUUGUGCACAUAGCUGUAUAUAGGGUUUUUUUUUUCUUCAAUAGGUAUGAAUUAAUAAAGUCUCAGAAUACUUUUGACAAGCAUCUCA